This is a messenger RNA of Vicia faba (fava bean), 744 nucleotides long. The record is from the annotation of a GenBank genome assembly. NCBI's taxonomy places the organism in Eukaryota, Viridiplantae, Streptophyta, Magnoliopsida, Fabales, Fabaceae.
AUGAAUGAUGGUAGACAAAUGGGGGUGCAUUAUAUGGAUGGUGGUGGUUUUCCUUAUGCUGUUAAUGAGAACUUUGUGGAUUUCUUUCAAGGGAUUAAUCAUGUUCCUGUCAAUUAUGGAUUUCCUGGCUCAAUGCCUGAUCAGGAUAAUGUCUACUGGUCAAUGAACAUGAGUCCCUAUAAGUUUGGAAUGUCUGGCCCUGGAAGUACAUCUUAUUAUAGUUCUUAUGAGGUAAAUGAUCAUUUGCCAAGAAUGGAGAACAACAGGGUCGAGUGGGAAUACCCUUCUGAAGUGAUCUCUGAGGAACCAGCUUCAUCAGAUUCUCCGCCUAGAAGAGAUGGAGUUAGCAUGCAGACUAUCCCUGAAGAAUGUAGUCCCAAUCAUCAAGAGUCCAGUAGUAGCCAGGUCAUAUGGCAAGACAACAUUGAUCCCGACAAUAUGACUUAUGAGGUGCAGGAACUUCUGGACCUAGGGGAAGCAGUUGGAACUCAAAGCCGAGGUCUUUCCCAAGAACUUAUUGAUACACUUCCAACCUCGAAAUACAAAUUCGGUAGCUUAUUCAAAAGAAAAAAUUCUGGAAAAAGGUGUGUAAUUUGCCAGAUGACAUACAGAAGAGGCGACCAGCAAAUGAAAUUGCCAUGCAGCCAUGUUUAUCACGGCGAAUGCAUUACCAAAUGGCUUAGCAUUAACAAGAAAUGUCCUGUCUGCAACACUGAGGUUUUUGGCGAGGAAUCAACACAGUAG